Messenger RNA from Triticum dicoccoides, 375 nucleotides. Its product is annotated as zinc finger protein ZAT7-like. The record is from RefSeq and is a predicted model, not a curated record. Lineage: Eukaryota; Viridiplantae; Streptophyta; Magnoliopsida; Poales; Poaceae. The transcript has a single exon. Bases 1 to 375 code for a protein of 124 amino acids.
AUGGUUUCGUCAAUGAAGCAGUGCAGAGAUGAGACCGAUGCGCCCGCGUCCCUCACCCUCUCGCUCUCCCUCGGUGCCGUGGCCGACCGCAGCAAGAAGACGCGCCGCGGCGGCGCAGGCGGCGAGUUCGUGUGCAAGACGUGCGGCCGCUCGUUUCCGUCAUUCCAGGCGCUGGGCGGCCACCGGACCAGCCACCUCCGCGGCCGCAACGGGCUCGCGCUCGGCCUCGCUGCCGGGUACGAUCAGCCGGGUACGAUCUGCGGGCUCGAGUUCGAGAUGGGGCAAGCGCUUGGCGGCCACAUGCGCCGGCACCGUGACGAGGCGGUCACCACCACGGCGCACGCACCGCCCGUUCUGCUCCAGCUCUUCGUCUAG